This is a messenger RNA of Herpailurus yagouaroundi (jaguarundi), 1909 nucleotides long. RefSeq names its product signal-regulatory protein beta-1-like. The transcript has 4 exons. NCBI's taxonomy places the organism in Eukaryota, Metazoa, Chordata, Mammalia, Carnivora, Felidae. The record is from RefSeq and is a predicted model, not a curated record. Bases 314 to 856 code for a protein of 180 amino acids.
UGACUUCGGUAAUCUCUAUACCCAACUUGGGGCCUCAAGAGUGGGGAGAGGCCCCGUGCAGGGAGGAAGCAUGAUCUCCCGGGCCUCUCCACUCUCUCUGAAAUGUGACAGGAUCCCUCAGCAAGGGAGGCCUUCUCUGCCUGACUUCUAUUUCACAAUCUAGAAACAGAUUGCUAACUGACAGCCACGUCACCCCAUCAUGGGCACUUCCUCUUAAUCAUGGGAGGAGACAGGCUUCUCCUCUCUACAGAACAGAGGGCCUAUUCUCCCCAGCACACACAUUUGCACAGAGCAGGAUCCCCAGACCUCCACAAUGUCAGCCCCUGCCUCCGGGCCCCAUCCUCCUUCUUACCUGCUGCUGCCUCUGCUGUUGGGACUCACAGGUGUGGCAGGUGAGACAGAACUGCGGGUGAUCCAGCCUGAGAAGUCGGUGUCUGUGGCAGCCGGAGAGACAGCCACUCUUCACUGCACCCUGACCUCCCUGCUCCCCUCUGGGAAGGUCGAGUGGUUCAGGGGCACAGGGCCAGGCCGGGAGUUAAUCUUCAGUUCCAGAGGAGGAGACCCCCACUCCUCUCGAGUAACAACUGUUACAGACAUCACAAAGCGAAGCAACCUGGACUUUUCCAUCCGCAUCAGUAACAUCACCCCAAAAGACACGGGAACCUACUACUGUGUGAAGUUCCAGAAAGGGAACCCCGAUGAGGAGUUUAAGUCUGGACCAGGCACCCGGGUCACCGUGAGCGAUCGAGAACUGUCCACUCCACUCCUGGUGGCUCUCUCCUUGGGCCCCAAGCUGCUGCUGCUCGUCUCUGUCUCUGCCAUCUAUGUCCACAGGAAGCAACGGAUUGACUGGUGACCCAGGAGGAAAAUAGCACCGAGGACAUAGGAGACACGGGGAGAACAUUUCUGGAAUGAUGAGCAGAUAAUCAAAUGUGAACAUGGGUCCACAGCUCCUUCCUUCCUCCCCUGCUACAUGCCAUCCUCGGUCUCUGCUGCCUCCUUCCUUCCCUGAGGGGCCCAGCCUAAGACAAGGAACAACUAGAAGCUUCCACAACCCUGCCCCAGAUGCCUGCUUCCCCAGAGACCCACCUGCCCACAGUUCCUGCUGCUCCUCUCCUAGUCCUUGAUGCCCCCAGAGCUGGUCUUCAUACCUGGUCCUGAGCAGGGUCCACGGGAACAUGCUCUGGAAACUGACACACGGGUAUCUUCCUAGAAUGUGAGAAACAAGUCACGUGUACGUGUACCAGGCUAUCUCUCAUCCAUUUCCUGGGGACCGUGGCCCCCAUUAAGUACACACUCAAGGCCGUGCUCUCGUGGGCCAUUCCUGCCAACCCCCAGACUCGCCAGCCUCAGUGAGGUUCUCCAAUGCCUCCUGAAUGCAAAUGAAUCCCAUCCUGCGUGGAAGAAGAGAAAUGAUUCUCCUUCCCCUUUGCCUACAUGUCCUUCUACUCAAAGUAGAGAGGUUUCCUUCCUCUCCCUGUGACGGGGACACCAGCUCCCCAUUCAGCUUCAUCUUUCCUGAUCCCCCCGCUCAUGUAUAGGUGCUGGCAGUCCUGAAACCUGGACCCUUCCCUGGUUUCCUUCUUUAUACCCCGUGUUCAAUUCUGCCUUCAUAAUGCUAUGUCCAGUGGUGACAUGGUAAAUGUUCAACAAUCCAUGCCCAGAAAGAAAAAGAAGACUGAUUUGUAGUGCUUGUCCACUUCUGCGGUGUCUACACUCCCAAUGCGGCCAAUUUCAAGCUGCCAACAGUGGAACAACUAGCUUGCAAAAUUCCUGGAAAGCUCUCAGGAGCGAGGGCAAGCCUCCUCCCGCCCACCAGGGAGCUCCACCCAGCACCUGCACACUGCUCGCUCCCGGGCUGCCCCCUGGUCCCGGCCACCAGCAUCCCUUCCUGGACCAUUGCCACGUG